Penicillium subrubescens is the source of this 1380-nucleotide messenger RNA. RefSeq names its product S-adenosyl-L-methionine-dependent methyltransferase. Lineage: Eukaryota; Fungi; Ascomycota; Eurotiomycetes; Eurotiales; Aspergillaceae. Bases 1 to 1380 code for a protein of 459 amino acids. The transcript is spliced from 2 exons. The record is from RefSeq and is a predicted model, not a curated record. Gene Ontology annotation, molecular function: methyltransferase activity.
AUGACGGCACAAGCAGAAAGUCUGUUCAACAGUCUAGGGGCCCAUUAUGAGGCCGCUUUUGGGAUGGACCGGGAGUUGCAGAGCUUUAUUAGGCUUGUGGCCAAAACCAUUCCUCCUCGAAGCAGAACACUAGAUGUGGGAUGUGGAACAGGCAAACCGGUGUCUGAGAUACUUGCGUCUGCCGGUCAUGAAGUUCACGGGAUUGAUAUAUCGGAGGAGAUGGUGAAAAUCACCAAGUCUCAAGUUCCGGGCGAAUUUCAAGUGGGUGAUAUGAAGACGUAUCAGCCGUCGACAUUGUUUGAUGCAGUCUUUGCAAUCCGUUCUUUGUUCCAAAUGUCGGCUUGUGAUAUGUGUUCGAUGGUUAUGCGAUUUUCUCAGUGGAUCAAGGUCGGGGGAUAUGUGGUUCUGGGAGUGACUCCCAGUACCUCUCUGGCUCCGAAAAACACGACGUAUGAUCCUACAUGGGACUGUACUUGGAUGCUAGAUAAACUGUGGAUGGGGAAUCAUGUCGAUGAUUUAUUCCUAUCCGAGGAGCGUUGGUGUCAACUCCUCCGAGAAUCCGGCUUUAUCGUCGAAAUAGAGCCAGUUUCUUACCUCUUCUCUCCGGCCAGCCAGGAACAUGCUCCUGAAGCCCACUACAUCGUGCUGGCGAAAAAGGUCGAGCCGGAGCCGCUUUUGGGACCAUAUCCCUUACCUAGAUGUCUUAAACCGUUGGAAUUUCAGGACCGUGAAGACUUCUUUGCUGAUCGUCUGGUGAGCAAAGAUCUGGAGAAACUGGUUGAAGAUAUCGGCGACAGUCCGGAUAUCUUAUGUAUCGGAAAGGACCUACUCAAUGGGCAUUUCCAACGCCGCAAAAGUCGAUUUGUCGACCAUCCGAUUGAGGAUUUACCAUUUGCCCCAAGAACCUUUCAGACGGUGCUUGCAUUAUGGCAGAUGGACUAUGUGUUGAACAUGGAAAGAACCAUCCAGGAAAUAACCCGUGUAGUGGGUGGACCAAGUCCAAAAAUUGUGAUUGUCCAAGGAGGGCCGUAUAACGAGGUGGUGAAACUUCUGACUUCUGUCGCUCGUUCUCUCCCUGUUGGCCAUCAGGGUCAUAUCCUGCACUCGACCAGAAGGUACCUUACGAAAUACGGAUUCGGAAAUAUCACUGUGCACCGUAUCGACGCAAGCUAUGAGUUCCAGGAAGCGAGCCUUCCUGAGCGUUGCGCCGCCGCUGCGGAUUUCCUGACCGGCAUUUGGCAUAGACAGCAUCCGCAACGCGAAAAGAUUAAAGAGGCACUCGUGGAACGGCUGAAGCUUCUUUUCCGAGCCGAUGCCCACUCAGUCUCUCACGGAAUGGUUGCCAUUGUCGCACGCCCAUCUCUGGAUCAAGGUAAUUAG